This is a messenger RNA of Pleuronectes platessa (European plaice), 3068 nucleotides long. RefSeq names its product septin-8-A. Gene Ontology annotation, cellular component: microtubule cytoskeleton; septin ring; cell division site. NCBI's taxonomy places the organism in Eukaryota, Metazoa, Chordata, Actinopteri, Pleuronectiformes, Pleuronectidae. Gene Ontology annotation, biological process: cytoskeleton-dependent cytokinesis. Gene Ontology annotation, molecular function: GTPase activity; GTP binding; molecular adaptor activity. The transcript is spliced from 10 exons. Bases 100 to 1383 code for a protein of 427 amino acids. The record is from RefSeq and is a predicted model, not a curated record.
AGGGGGUGUUGCCUCCGAGUGGCCAUAUUGAGAGGAGUGCGUGAUGUGGAGAGCAGUUCUGGUUGAAGAAAUCCUCCCUGCACACAGCCACUUGUGACGAUGGCGGCCAGUGAGAUGGAUGCUUUCGUGAGUGAAGGAAAGCGAAAUCUGGAGCUCAGAGGCCAUGUGGGAUUCGACCGUCUUCCAGAUCAGCUGGUCAGCAAAUCAGUUGCUCAGGGGUUUAGCUUCAACAUCCUCUGUGUAGGCGAGACAGGGAUCGGCAAGUCAACGCUGAUGAACACUCUUUUCAAUACGACAUUCGAAAACGAGGAAGCCAGCCACUAUGAGAGCGAUGUGCAUCUACGCCCACAGACCUACGAUCUGCAGGAGAGCAAUGUCAACCUCAAGCUGACCAUCGUGCACACUGUCGGGUUUGGAGACCAGAUCAACAAAGCGGAAAGCCACAAACCGAUUCUUGAGUACAUUGACACCCAGUUUGAAAGGUAUCUUGAGGAAGAGCUGAAAAUAAAGCGUUCCCUCUGCAACUACCACGACACAAGAAUCCACAUCUGCCUGUACUUCAUCGCUCCCAACGGCCACUCCCUGAAGUCUCUGGAUCUCGUCACAAUGAAGAAACUGGACAGCAAGGUCAACAUCAUCCCUGUCAUUGCAAAGGCAGACACAGUUUCCAGGAGUGAACUGGAUAAAUUAAAGAUAAAGAUAAUGAGCGAGCUGGUCAGCAACGGAGUUCAGAUUUAUCAGUUCCCCACAGAGGAUGAGGCCGUCGCAGAGAUCAACUCCUCCAUGAAUACACAUCUUCCCUUUGCUAUGGUUGGAAGUGUAGAAGACGUUAAAGUAGGAAAUAAGAUGGUGAAAGCGAGACUGUACCCCUGGGGAAUAGUACAGGUGGAGAAUGAGAACCACUGUGACUUUGUGAAGCUGAGGGAGAUGCUGCUGCGUGUGAACAUGGAGGAUCUCCGUGAUCAAACGCACGCUCGGCACUAUGAACUCUACCGUCGCUGCAAGCUGGAAGAGAUGGGCUUCAAGGACACCGGCCCUGACAGCCAGUCCUUCAGCCUUCAUGAUACAUACGAAGCCAAGCGGAAGGAGUUCAUUGUGGAGCUGCAGCGCAAAGAGGAAGAAAUGAGGCAGAUGUUUGUCAGCAAAGUGAAGGAGACAGAAGCAGAGCUGAAAGAAAAGGAAAAAGAGCUUCAUGAGAGGUUCGAGCAGCUCAAGCGGAUGCACCAGGAUGAAAAGAAGAAUCUGGAAGAGAAAAGACGGGAACUGGAGGAAGAGAUGAACGCCUUCAACAGAAGAAAGGUUGCAGCUGAGACGCUGAUGGGACAGGCCCUGCAGGGCUGCUCACAACAGCCGUUCAAGAAGGACAAGGACAAGAAGAAUUGAAUUAUGGAUCAAACAUCCAGGAAUGUGUCCACCGUCAGCAUGGGAAAAACAGGCUGUUAUAACUUACUGACACUGUAUGUGUGGACUCAAUGACACAGUGACGGUGCACGUAUGUGAGCCUGAAUAAUGGGGUGGCUCUAAGCCACUGUGUACUUUUGGAUCAAAAAGGUAGCUUUGCUCAGUGUGUUUAAUUUGUUCCUGGUGCUGACUCUGCGGGACACAUGAUAACACAUCUGUGGACUGUUUUCAUAAGAUGAAGCGUGUGUUUUUUCAUUUGCUGUCCAUGAAUGUGUCCAUGUUCUGAAGUCUAUAUUUCUCAGAGACCCUGAAAGCACUUCAUAUAUUCAGGAGACUGAGUCAGAAUCUCUUUUUUGUAAAAUAUAAUUUUUAAUAGUCGAUAUAAAAAUACUGAUGGUUGAUCUUUUUAAUUGUUGGUAGUUAUUAUUUGAGGUCAGAUAAUUCUGUAGUUAGAUGAUUAGGUAAGAUAAUUGAAACAUCUAACCACCACUCAAUGCAUUGUUAUAAAACUGAGAAAAUAAUUGAAUUUUUGUACAGUGAGUCUGGAAACAAGCAAAUAUUUUGCCUUCAUUACAAUAAAAAAUUAUGAUUUGAAAACACAAAUAGAGGAUCAGUUUAUCUCUUUGUCAGCAGAACCCGAACCCCUUUAGUUCUUUCAGUCCUCACUUCCCAUCACAUCAGUCAUUUGUAUGAUUCAUAUUGUACCUGCUGUCAUCUCCAAAACAAGGUUUCUAAUCCUUUUGGUUUAUUAACAGUGUUUCUGUCUGAGUCGUUUAAUUCUAGCUUCAGUUUUUUACUUCACUGGGUGGUAUUAACAGGAUAAAUAACAAAAUGCUGAAUUCACUUUAUCAUUUGCACUAAUUCUCAGUUGUAAAGAUAUUGUGCUGUUAAUUAAUCUAUAGACUUGCUUGUUCAUUAAAAUGUUUUUUCUUUCCUUUCCAUAGCUUCUUUAGUCUUCCAUCUGCCUGCUCCUUAACCUCAGGAAGGAAUUUGAAUUAGAAGAUUUUCUACCACAGCAAAAUGAUCACAGACUAAUAACAAUGAAGUGUAUUAUUUUCACAAUGUGAAAUAACAAGUUUUAUAGAAAUGCACUUAACAUCUCUGGAGGUGAGUCAGUCUGCAGUCUUCCCUGUCUACUUAACUCUCCUUGAAACCUUUAAGCAGUGCUCUGUAGCAUGGUCUCCGCAUGGCUCUUAACCUUCAUUCCCACGAUGAUUAAAACGUCGUCAUAGCCAAAACUUCUGUUUUUGUACUAAAUGUCUACCUUCUCUAAUCUGCCAUGUUUUGCUUGUAGUUUUUGACUGAUGACAGUUUACACUGUGAAGUAUAAAGUAUACUAUAAAGUGACGUAGAAUUGCUGUUAAAGGUUGUACAGAUUGAGCAUUAUAUUAUAAUUUACAUGCACUUUAAAUCAAUCAUAGUACAAAUACAUUUACUUAUUAUAAAAGGUACAUUAUCAUGUUUACAUGUCAAACCCUUAGUUUGCGUCUGAAAGAUGUAGCUGGGAGUAUUUCUUAGUUUCAGACUUGUAUGUAAUGCUGUUACAUUAAAUAAGCCUAGAUGUAGACAAAUUCAACCUGAAACCUGUGUCAGUAAAUCUGUAUGGUGGAUGUGAGUUGGCCCACGACAAGAUUUGUAUAUCCUUGGCUAAUAAAGAGUUACUUUAU